CAUGUUCAUUACAGUACUGACACAGAGGAGUCUAGCUGUAGCUCAGUUAUAAUAAAACGAUAUUGGCGAGGUGCGGCAUAAAAUAAGCACAGGAACGGAGAAAAGGGGAACAUUUACAAGGGGAAAUAAACACAUAUUGGUGGUAAACAUUAUCACUCCCUCCUAUAUAAAACGCCAGAAGAGGGAAUCAAUUGAGAGGGAGCGAGAGGAAAAAGAGCGCUGAAGGCAGCCCACUCAAUAGCCACUUAUUAGGCGAAUAGCCUACAUUCCAGUCGGAUUUGCGUACAUUAAUAAACCAUCAUAAGAAAUGUCUGCCCCAGCUGCUGCCGGCGCCCCCGUUGAUGGAGCGGCGCCCCCUCCCAACCUCACCAGCAACCGCCGCCUGCAACAGACACAGGCUCAGGUGGAUGAGGUGGUGGAUAUCAUGCGUGUAAACGUGGAUAAGGUUCUGGAGCGUGAUCAGAAGCUGUCAGAGCUGGAUGAUCGGGCCGAUGCUCUGCAGGCUGGAGCCUCACAGUUCGAGACCAGCGCUGCAAAACUCAAGAACAAGUAUUGGUGGAAGAAUGCCAAGAUGAUGAUUAUCCUGGGGCUGAUAUGUGCGAUUGUCCUCAUUGUCCUCAUCGUCUACUUCAGCACCUAAGAUGAGUGGCUCAAGACUGCCCGCUUCCUUGCAACAGAAAAUUCUUUAAAUUGAUGAGGAAAUGAUCCACUAACGUUGAAUUCAUGAAAUUGCUCCUAAAUAGUCUCAAUAUGACCCUGCCCUGAACGCCCUGACCCCCUCAACCCCUGCUUCCACCGCCUCACCUCUGGACUCCUGUCAGUCUAUGUCCUGUAAAUCUGUGGACCUGCCUCCUUUGUAAAUGCUUCCUGCUUUUCUAAUCUGUCGUUCAUACUCAGACUCCAAUACUUGUUGUGAUUGUUACCGAUGACAACAACAGAAAAGGAAAAUGAUGACCCUGGUGAUAAUUGUUAUAUACCAGACACAUAUAUAUAGUUCUUUGUAGAGUUUUAUUCUGAUAUAAUGUUUUUGUAGGUUGUGUGUGGGUGUGCGUUUUGUAUUUUUCAAUUGUUGUAUUAAUUUGACUUGUGCUUCAGAUUUGAACUACUGCCUAUUAAUCAGUGUGUAUAUCUUGCACAUUCUCUCUCACUGUCUCUGCCUGUCUCUGGAUUUCUCUCUCUUGCUCUGUCUCACAUAGAGUAUAGGUGCAUCUUUGCACAGUGACAUAGUGUCCUUUAACCGAGGUACUUCAUCACUAUUCCCAUCCCCUUCUCCCAUCUUUUGCUUCUCCAUCACUUUCUCUCUUCUAUACCAUGUAGCCAUACUGUCUCUUCAGAAUCCUUUCACCCUUUCUCUUUGUCUUCGUUUCUGUUUCCCCGUCUGUUGUUUCCUAGUCAUAUACCUUCUCUUUUUAAACUACCAUUAGAAUUGGACCAAUGUCUGUAGAUGUUUUUAUUUUUAUUUGACUUAGUGUCUUAUUUCGAGAACAUUCCUUGAUGGCAGUCUAGUACAAAUGCUGUCACUGUAGCACAUGUAUGUGUGAGUAUCUUUGAAAACAGAAAAUAGAUAGCCUGUAUAAAGUAACCGUACAUAUUAUCGUAGAGAUCAAUAUAACAAGCCAGAGGGGGGAAAAUAACAAUAUUGAUAGAAAGGAGGGCUGACUAGUUUUUGUUUGGUGGAUCAUAAUUUGAACCUGAUUCAUUUGUUCAUCAAAUUGCAUAACGUUGCUGUGACAAUGGACCAAUCCUACAGAGAUGUCAUUACUAACUAAAUAAUCACAAUGACACAGUAAAGCCUUAGUCUCUAAUCAAAACGUAUCACCUUAAUGGUCAAAUUGUUCCCAUCCACUCUUUAUUUUGUGUAGGGGGAAUGGCUGACUGAAAACGGUUAGGUGGUAUGAAAUGCACAAAGAACUUUGAUAUUGAUGGCGCUGUCUGACUGGUCAACAGAAUGACCGCUGUCUGACUGGUCAACAGAAUGACCGCUGUCUGACUGGUCAACAGAAUGACCGCUGUCUGACUGGUCAACAGAAUGACCGCUGUCUGACUGGUCAACAGAAUGACCGCUGUUUGACUGGUCAACAGAAUGACCGCUGUCUGACUGGUCAACAGAAUGACCGCUGUCUGACUGGUCAACAGAAUGACCGCUGUCUGACUGGUGAACAGAAUGACCGCUGUCUGACUGGUCAACAGAAUGACCGCUGUCUGACUGGUCAACAGAAUGACCGCUGUCUGACUGGUCAACAGAAUGACCGCUGUCUGACUGGUGAACAGAAUGACCGGCAGAGAGAGAACCUCUUGCAGCAAAACCUCACCUAUUGAUGAGCACACACACAGACAACUCAGCCUUAUUUGAAAGUGAAGGUACAAGUAUUAAGAUAGAUGAAGCAACUGGCAUAGACAAACAGUCGUAGAACAAGAGGAUCUAGAGAAAGGGUACCAGCUUCAUCGACAGAUUCAGAGUUGCUGUAAAACUUAACUGAACAUUCCUAGAAAUGUCAUGAAAAACGUCUUAGCAUUCCAGCACACAAGAUAGAGUGAGCGUUUAGCUAGUGCUGUGGUUCUCUCUCUUUCUUUCAUUUCUCCCUAGUUACUGCCUUUUUCUUUUUUAAACAUAGUAAUAGAGUAUAUUUUAUAUAGCAUAUUUUUGUGUUUGUGUGAAGCAGACAGGUAAAGAGGAAACUGAACUCAAGCAGGGCUUCACUAACUGCUGUGAGCAGUGAGCUCCUCUCUACCUUUUUGCGUGUAUGUGUCUUUUUGCGGUUUACCUCUGUAAGAUAAACACUGCCAAGAAACUAGGGAGAGGCUUUUAUUUUCUGUUAUUUUCUCAUUGGUGCGCUUAAUGUUAUGGUCUUAGUGGAUUGCUCUUGCAUGGUUACCUCUUGUCCCAUGUCCUCGUAAAGGCCUACCUGUUGCUAGUGCUAUUGAUCUGCCAGCUCUGUUAGCCUAUGUUAUGAGUAGUAACAGAAAGACCCCUGGAACUGUGGGAUAUAUAGUUGUUCCCAUAGGUUAUGUCACUUCAACAUGACCUCUUCCCCUCUGUUCCACCAGAUCUGCAUACUUCCUACAUCCUCCUGUUUCACCUCCGUCCCCAGUUCCCCCCUCACUGAUUCAGGAUCCUACACUGUGAAUGUGUGUGUUGGUGAAACACUGCCGCCCUGGGAAUAUCCCUAGUUUAUCUUGACAGAUUAGGCCACUUAGACCUCACCGAUGUGGGCAAGCUGUUUCCACGACAACUGAAUUCGAUGAGCAGAGUGGUGAGGUAACAGAUUAGCCCACUGACUCUUUCAGACUGGUCAAGUUUGCCAUUUUUCCAGGUAUGCUCAAGGAAUAUUAACUGGCAGAGACCCCCCCCAACCACCCAUCACUUUACGAAUAAACGACACAGAUAUUCCCUUGCUCUUUCUCUCGCCCCCCCUCUCUGCUUCAAAAUUAUAUAUAUAUAUAUAUUCUCUCUCUCUCUCUCUCUCUCUCUCUCUCUCUCUCUCUCUCUCUCUCUCUCUCUCUCCUCUCUCCCUCUCUCUCUCUCUCUCUCUCUCUCUCUCUCUCUCUCUCUCUCUCUCUCUCUCUCUCUCUCUCUCUCUCUCUCUCUCUCUCUCUCUCUCUCUCUCUCUCUCUCUCUCUCUCUCUCUCUCUCUCUCAUCACACACAUGUUAAUGGGAAUGGCCUUAUCCAUUAUCUCCCUGUGAAGCAUAUCCCCCACCCUCCCACUUUAAUCCACUUAAGUAGAGCAAACUAAUUCAGAGGGAAAUUACCAAAGACCAGGUCUUCUUGCUUAUGCUGCCAACUGCCAUCAAAACAAGUAGAGGAACACAACAUAUUUUACCCGGGUCACUUUAACAGCAAUAGUACUGGUACUUGUUUUUGAAAGCAUACCCUUAACCCAAAAUACCUAGUCACAUGACCUUUUAACCCUUUCAGAUCUUAGUCAACAUGUCAUACCCGGCAAAUAGAUGGUGACAUUAUGUGCUAUUUGAAGAUAUGUAAGAGAAACCAAACCUAAGUAAAAUGUGCUUCAUCCCUCUCCCCCACCAUAAAACUACUUUAAUCUGUACCAAGUCUUUAGACAAAUGCUCCUAUAACUAAUAAUAGCACAAUUUAUCUUUUGUGUGUCUCUGUCGUGCUGACAACAAUUUAAAGAUAAAAAAAAACUAUGACCGUUAUCUAUAGCUGUUUAACAAAACAAACAAAACAUGUAUAAAAACAAGUCUGUAUUGUCUGGUGUUGUAGUGUGGGGGUAUAUUUGGGGGAAGGGGUUCCUAUUUCCUCAGGUCAGGGAUUAUAACAGUUCAUGAAAAUCUACAAUGUGAAAACGAAAAACUACAUGAAGCUAUAUAAACAUUUGAAUAGUAAAUAAUCACAAUUUUGAAGGUGACAAAAAAUUGAGGACUGCCUUCGAGUUAUUAUUGUCUCAGUGGAUUGGAGUGACAUGACACGACGUGUCGGGGUAGGACUACUGUGUUGUUCACAAACCCAAGGGUUGACCUAAGAGUGCUCAGUAAAUUUAGAUACAAAAAUAGACAACUUUAUGUUCUGUGAGUGCUCAUUUUCUGUUGCUUUUUUUCUCUGUGAGGAUGGGUCUGUGCAACUUUUAAUGUCCAGGCACUUUUUCCUGUUGUAUUCUGGGUGCAUUUUGCGGGGCUAGAAUAUGAUGUGGAUGAGAAUAUUGUGUUAUUGCCAACCCUUAGAGGUGUUCGGUGGAUUCAACAUAGGAGGCAACCUUUUGAGGCACUGGACCGUCACAGGUUGGCAAUAAAAUCACAAUGCUCUAACUAAAACACAUGAAAUUUAUCAAAUAUAAUGUCGGACCCUAUGUUUUCUUUGUAAUUUGCGUAAAGUUAGUAAUAACGUAGGUAUGAUGUCAAUGUCUUGGGUUGUGUGUACAUUGGAAGAGGGGGAAAGAUUAAAUAAAGACUUGUUCUCUAUGUUAAUCAUGUCAGACAAGUCAAGAAAAUGGGAUGUUACUGGAAAAAUACAUUUUAUUUUAACCCUCUAGUCAAAUUUCCAGAAUUCUUAGAAUGGCGUCACGAUUCCAAACAGAUCUGUUGUUCAUAUGAUUCUUUUUGUUUGAGCUGUUCAUUUUGGGGAGGGAAUAUUAUUUUGUUCUUUGAGGACUGUGGUUGGGGGAAGUGACAGUCAACAUUGCCUCUUUUUGCCUUGCCUUUCAGGAGGGAAUAGACUGGGGGAUCAUGGGUAGUGUGUUCUGUUCAGUCUGUUUUAUUUUAUUUAUUGUGUUUUUGUUUUGAAUGGGAUUGUAGAUUCAACAAAGUGGAUUGCAAUGUACCAGAGGAAACCAAUUUAAAACCAGAAGUACAUAAAAAACAAUUGUAGUGUAAAUCUAUCAAUCUCUUAUUAUAUUGAUGAACAUCAUGGAAAUAUAUAUAUAUAUUUCCAUGAUGUUCAUUGGUUUUCCAAUAUAUAUAUAUAUAUAUUGGAAAACCAAUCAUUCUGAUGACCUGUGUUUAUUGUUCCGAGUUUGAAACUAAUGAUGAAAUUAAAUGAAAUCUAUGAUAAAAUGGG
Molecule: messenger RNA, 5517 nt
Organism: Oncorhynchus gorbuscha (pink salmon)
Lineage: Eukaryota; Metazoa; Chordata; Actinopteri; Salmoniformes; Salmonidae
Product: vesicle-associated membrane protein 2-like
Exons: 5
Coding region: 308-640 (110 amino acids)
Biological process (GO): SNARE complex assembly; vesicle fusion; vesicle-mediated transport
Cellular component (GO): plasma membrane; SNARE complex
Molecular function (GO): SNAP receptor activity; syntaxin-1 binding
Source: RefSeq, a predicted model, not a curated record